CGUGUUUGCCGCCUAUAUGACUGACCGAAGUUCAAGGAUUUUGUCAAAGCCUACAUCCAGGAGUGUCCUACCUGCCAGGAGGUGAACAAUGCGAACCACCUUCCGUAUGGGUUACUCCAGCCCUUACCCAUACCCAACGGUCGUUGGCAGUCCAUCUCCAUGGAUUUUAUUGGUCCCCUCCGCCCACCCACUGAGCGUGGUCAUGAUGCUAUCUUGGUCAUCGUCGAUCGCUCCACGAAGCGAGCAUGCUUUGUACCGUGCCGCUAUCGCAUUAGCGCUCGUGAGGUCGCCGACAUCGUCUUCGACCGAGUCGUGAGAGAUCACAACUUACCUCAGAGCAUCAUCUCCGAUCGUGACCCUCGCUUCACCAGUACAUUCUGGCGACGCCUACACGAGGUGUACGGAUCCCAGCUCCGCUUCUCAUCGUCUUACCACCCCCAGACGGAUGGUCAGACUGAGGUCACCAAUAAAACUCUCGGUAAUAUCCUCCGAAAGUUUGUUAGGGAUGACCAGCAGUGGGAUUUACACUUAGCCCACGCGGAGAUUGCGUACAACCACGUUGUUUUGCCAGCCACGGGGAUGUCGCCAUUCUAUUGCAACCUCGGCUACCACCCUCGUGUACCCGCGGACUUCCUACGACCAUCGCGGUUGCGCCCAGACACUCGUUCUCCUGCGCUUGAUGACUGGAUCGCCCACAUGGCGGCGAUUAUGAAGCGCGCACACGAGAGUCUAGCCGACUCCCAAACCCGCAUAGCCACACGAGCAAACCAAUCACGAAUGGAUCAUCCAUUCAAAGUCGGUCACAAUGUGCUCGUCGACGCACACCAUUUGCAGCUCGAAGCGGAUACGCUUCGCAAGUUCAGGCGUCGUUUCUUUGGUCCAUGCCGCAUCCUUCAGGUCGUCGGUUCUGAUACUGUCGCUAGUCCGAUCAGCUUCCGUGUGAAGCUACCUGAUUACCUUCGCCAGACUCGCGUCCACGAUGUUUACUACGUCUCCUUGCUGCGUCCUUAUCGCAGACCGUCUGAGCGUUUCGCCGGAGGUUCCUAUGAGCGCCCUCCACCUAUCAUGGUGGACGGUCACGAGGAGUUCGUUGUUUCCGCCAUCGUAUCACGCCGAGUUACCGAUGAUACCCCUCCACGCAUCGAGUACCUUGUGCCUUGGAAGGGUUAUCCUCAUGAGGAGGCUACUUGGGAGCCCCUCGAGCAUUUGCAGCACGCCAGGAUGUUGGUGCAUGCAUAUGAUCGUGCUCGUCGUGCUGAGAUGUCUGCCCCUGCUCAGCCGACUGACCCUCUUCCUCCUCCUCCGACUGAGGAGAUUGCCGAGGACGAGCCCGCUCCCUCUGAGGCCGUUCCUCAGCCGCAGACGGCCGCCUCCGAGUGUCCACAGCGCACUCAUCGUCGCCCUUCGCGUUACGAUGACUGACGCUCUUAUCCUCUAUCUUUUCCCUACUGACUCACACCAUCAGGUACUCCAUCAUCAGCUUCUUCAGGAUGUCAGCGUUUUGCGUCU
This is a messenger RNA of Chara braunii, 1509 nucleotides long. NCBI's taxonomy places the organism in Eukaryota, Viridiplantae, Streptophyta, Charophyceae, Charales, Characeae. The record is from the annotation of a GenBank genome assembly.